CGAGCCAAGCCGAGGGAGGAAGGCGGGGGUCGUGGAAAAGGCUCCGUGCCGCUGCGCUCAGCCCGGCGCGGCUCGGGAACACGGCGAGAGACUGGCACGGACUAAAGUUAUCCCGGAAUAAGGCUGCACGCAUGUGCUGUCACCCCGGAUGUGAACAUGCCGGCCCGGCUCCCCACUAGCUCGCUCCGCCCGGCUGUAGCGGAUGGGCCGAGCCGUGCCGAGCCGAGCCGUGCCAAGCGCGGUGGCGGCGGCCGUACGUGGCCACCGAAGGGCCAGGACGGGCAGGAACCGUGAGAGAACGGGUGCGAGAGGCUCCUCCGGCCAACGGGCAGCCCCGAGGAGUCGGGCAGCGACCCCCGGCACCGCCCGGCACGGCCCCUCUCGGCCCGGGGCGCCGAGAGCCGGGGGGAAGGGCGAGCCCGCGGCCCCGGGAGGGAUGGAUUUUCGAGGGAAGAAGUACGAGCGCGGCAGCAACUGGUCGGACCCCGAGGUGGUGGAGCUGCUCCAGCUGUGGGCGGACGAGUCGGUGCAGCUGGAGCUGGAGAGCUGCCUGCGCAACCAGCACGUCUUCAACCGCAUCGCCGAGGUGCUCCGUGAGAAGGGCAUCCACCGCACCGGGGACCAGUGCCGCGAGAAGAUCAAGAAGAUGAAGCUGGAGUACCGGCGCAUCAAGGACAACAGCAAGGCCCCGCGGGGCGGCCGCACCUGGAAGUUCUACGACGUGAUGGACCGAGUGCUCAACAACCGACCAGCGCUGGCCUACGGGCCCAUGGGCGGCGGUGUGAUGGCCAGCCAGGUGCUGCCAGGCGGCAUGGUGGAUGGCUACCACCACCAGUUCGCUGCCCCUGCCCUGCCCUUUGGGCACUCCCAGCACCCCGAACUGAUGGAGAUCAAAUGCGAGGAGGUGAAUUCUGAUGAGCACUGCCUGAGCCCAGAGCCCCCGGCAGCCAUUUCUUACCAGCAGGGUUGCCCUGAAGAGCACGAGAUGGAGAGAGCCUUCCUGGAAAGGGCCCAGAAUGACUCUCCCAUCUCCAGGGUGGAGAUCCCCAUUGAAACCAGUGUUUCACCUUCAGGUUUCAGUGAGCCCAGCAUGGCCAACUCAUCCCGGAUGCAGAACACAGUUCCUCGGCCCGGCUUCUCCGCCUUGCGCCGCCUGCGGAAGAAGCGGAAAGGCCAGCGCGUGAAGGACCCACUCGACGACCUCCUGCUGAAGACUCUGACGUCACAGCGGGCCAUGGAGGAGCGUUUCUUGCAGAUGGAGGAGCGGCGGUUCCAGCGGGACCUGGAUGUGGAAGAGCGGCGGAUGCAGCUGGAGCAGCGGCGCUUUGAGCUGGAGCGGGAGCACGAGUUCCGCAUGUUCAACGUUUUCGCCCAGAUGCUCAGCAUCCUGAAGCGGAGCCACGGCGGCGCAUCCCCUUCCCCUGCCGUGCCUCGAGGCCUGGACUUCAGCCAAAUGCUGUCGGAACUGACGGGCCGGGUGGGAGGAGGCGACCAGCGGGGGCCGAGGGCUGGAGGGCUGGCCGUGAGCCGGGGUGACAUGAGUGGCUUUUGCCCUCCGGAGGGGUUCCGGCGCAGCCCGUAUCUCUCCGCUCGCGGUAACGUCGCCAACAUCUUCCGGGGCUCUGACGACGAGGGGUACAAAGCGUACCACGCUGACAAGUAUGAUGAAGACACGAACCCCAACGGUAUAAUUAAUUUUGGCACCAGUGAGAAUAAGCUCUGCUUUGACCUGAUGUCCAAACGGCUGACACAGACCGAUAUGAACCUCAUGGAACCGCUGCUGCUUCAGUAUCCUGACUGGAAGGGACACAUGUUUUUACGGGAGGAAGUGGCUCGAUUUUUGACCUAUUACUGCAAGGCCCCUGCACCUCUUAAGGCAGAAAAUGUGAUUGUUCUGAACGGUUGUGGCUCUUUGUUUUCUGCAUUAGCUACAGUCCUGUGUGAUCCAGGGGAAGCUGUUCUGAUUGCUACUCCUUUUUAUGGUGGCAUCACCCAGAGCGUCUUCCUGUAUGGCAACGUCAAGCUGGUGUAUGCCUAUUUAGACAGCAAGAUUACUGGAACAAGCACUCGGCCUUUCCAGCUUACUGUGGAAAAACUGGAAAAGGCCUUGCAGGAUGCCCAGGCAGAGGGUGUAACUGUAAGGGCCUUAAUUCUUCUGAAUCCCCAGAAUCCCCUUGGGGACGUCUACUCCUUGUCAGAGCUAUGGGAUUACCUGGAAUUUGCUAAAAGACACGAAUUGCAUGUGAUAGUAGAUGAGAUCUACAUGCUGUCAGUUUUUGAUGAAUCAGCCACGUUUCACAGUGUCCUGGGCAUGGACAGAUUGCCUGAUCCACAGAGGACUCACGUGAUGUGGGGAAUAAGUAAGGAUUUUGCUGUCUCUGGGAUUCGUUUUGGUACUUUGUAUACAGAGAACCAAGAUGUUGCUAAUGCAGUGGCUUCCUUGUGUUAUUUCCAUGGGGUCUGUGGACCAGUCCAGCACAAAGUUGCACAGCUACUUAGGGACAGAGAAUGGAUCAACCAGGUAUACCUGAGAGCCAACCAUGCCCGCCUGAAAGCUGCCCAUACGUAUGUGACAGAUGAGCUGAAGACACUUGGGGUUCCUUUCCUCAACCGUAAUGCAGGCUUCUUUGUCUGGAUUGAUUUCCGAAAGUACCUUAGGACAGGAACAUUUGAGGAGGAGAUGCUGCUCUGGAGGCGUUUUCUUGAUAACAAGGUCCUCCUGUCGUGUGGCAAAGCCUUUGAGUGCAGUGAACCUGGAUGGUUCCGCAUCAUCUUUGCUGACAAGACCCACCGGCUACAGCUGGGUAUGCAGCGGAUCCGCAAGGUUUUGGAAGAACGAGAGCAGGAGAUAUUGUCUGAGGAAAAGGAGCAGCCUUGUCAGUCAGAUCAGGAUGGCAAAGCCCAUAGCACAGAUGAAGUCAUUUCCGUAUCCCGCCACCAGGAAUCUUCCUGUGCUGGUAGUUCCAAUCUCAGUGACCUUAUUGGCCUCCUGCAGCAGCAGAUGCGUUCAUCUGAUUGGCUACAGAAAAACACAGCAGAACAGCUUGCAUAGAAAAAGCCAGAGAUGUACAGCAUGUUCAACAAACUCAUGGGAAAGCAGUAGGGGCCAGUGUACCUUUAGGCAUGUUCUUGAGCACUAAUGGCCCUGGGCCCCUAACAGCAGCUCAGCAUUGACUUCCAGCAAAUAAUAUAUUUUCUGUAUAGCAAGAAAAUCACUUUGUAAAACCCCUCCUCUACCCCACUUGAUGUCUCUGAUUUGUAUUAUAUAGGUGAUUUCCUUGGAUUGGGGUGAGGGUAGGGAAUGAUGGGGGUUUUGUUCACCUGCUGCCCCUCAUCCUGCUGCAUCAUUGUAUUUUGUAUUUCAUUUCUAAUGAAUGUGCUCUUAACUCUCUUAUAAGGUCCUGUGGUGUUGUGGUGUCGUUUUUUUUACACUUCUCUUUUCACUCUUUCUGGGAAAGUGGAGGUUUGAGAUUGAGAUUAAAAUGUGUAAGGUUUCCAUUUUCCUUACUGACAUUCAGAAAUAAUUAUUUCAGUGCCAGAGUAUGGUUGCUUUCACAAAGAGAUGUUUUUGGGAGAUAAAAUGUCAGUUCUAAGGCAGCCUCAGCUAUGGGUAAAUAAGCUUGCGUACCUGGCCAUCUCCGUGGAAGAGGCUCUUAGAACACGAUCAUUUAGUUUGAAUUCUGUAAAGCUUUUUCAUUUUGAGUUGGUUUCCGUUCUAUUCUCAGGUCAGACAGUCUCUAACCCCCUUGGCUGGUAAAAGGCCUGUUUUUGUUUUUGUCCUUCACUUUGUAUAAAUAAAAAGAGCCCAUUGGCUUCUUAGCCCACUAUGUCCACAAAAGAACUAAGAGUGGAGAGAUGAUGGAAAGACAAUAUUCUCUCUGCAGCCUCUCAACUCCUGAGAUCAUCCCUUCUGGUUACCAGUGAGAUUAUUCACAGGACACUAUUGAGAAUGUUCCUUAUACCUCUGUGUUAGAUGUGCCUACUUGAUGCCCACAGGCUUUCAAGGUGGCAUCUCCCACUGUUACCUGAACUACUAAGUCUAUCAUUUGGCAAAGUAGCCUUCUUGACUAAACUGUAUUCUCUGGUCUCCUGUCCUUCCUCUGUUUUCCAUUCUGAAGGACACUGUAUGAUGAUGACAAAGAACUUUUGUUGGAAAGCUUCUUGCUCAGAUGCAGAAAUGUUUAGUUUCUUGAAUAUUACUUUUAUUGAUAUCUUAAAGGAAGUUUUUUUUCUGCAUACUUAUUAAUUGAGAGUUAAAGGAAAUGGUCCAUAAAAGGUGAAUGGAAGCCCAUGACUCCUCCUGUGACUUGGCAGUACCAAGUUAUAUCUUGGUAGCAUUAUGGAGCCUGAAUAUAAUGAGUUAGAGAGGUGAAAGACAAAAUUCAGAGUAAAAAUAAUUCAAGUUAUUCUUUGGUCCAGUCUUCAAGGAAAAGAGCUUUCCUUUUACAAUUAUUUUGUGAGAUAAUGUGUCAGUGAUCAACUAUUCUAUGGUUCUGUUGAUUUUGUUCUUGGGCUUUGUAGGUUUGGGCAGAAAGACAAAGUGACAAAAGCAUGUGUCUGUAUCGUAAUUUGAGUUACCACAGCAUAGGUAGCAAAUAAGUGCUGCAGCUGCACUUUGGUGAUGUGUCUAUGGGGAAAGUGAGGGGCUGAGGAGCAAGCAGUGCUGUGGGUAGAGGGACUGCUCCAUCUCCAACAACAGUGAGGGGAGGCAAGGGUAGUGGAGAGAUGGAAUCAUCCUAUUUGCUUAGUAGUUUGUUACAUUUCCAUGUAAAAUGGUUCUAAGCACACUCUGAGGUUAUUAUCAUUUAUUUUGCAUUUGCACUUGACUGUCCACAGAGAAAGAUACAGCACAUAGCAGCUGUCCUUACACGAGUGGGAGGUGAGACGUGCAGCCAAAAUGCAAAUGGACUUACUGACUUGCCCCCUUAUUUAUCCUGUGGAGGAUCUGAGCAACAAAAACGUACAGAGAAAGCUCCUUGAAAUGACAAAGGCAGACUGUACGGCCAUUUGCUGAAACUGCAUUUUAGAAGACUCUUAGGACAAAUUCAAACUAUUAAUUGCCCCCUCCUUUCUUUUCAUGAGACUUUCCACUCAUCCCAAUGGUUGGAGUGUAUUGCUAUCCAGCAUUCACUUAGAUGUAGAGUUUUACUGUUCAGAAAGUGGAUUUUUUGUACUGUCCGUGUGGAAAAGACUAGUAACACACACCUCUCUGCAGUGCAGAGGCUGCAAUACAUUUUCAAGAUUCUCACAGCUAUCAUACUGCAAUGCAAAGCCACUUCUAUCUGAGCUUAUGGCAACUAAAAUUAGCAGGGGAGAUGAAUAUUUUGUUGCUUGGACUGUUUUUCAUGGGUUUUUUUUCAGCUUUAACUCCCUGAGGAACUCCCUGCUGGGUAAAGUUAGCUUGAUAAUGGAAACUCGGAAUAUAACUGGAAAUGAGGGUAGAGAAAUGUGGCAUUAGGAGCCUACUGCUGGAGUAGGUUUCAGUCAUCCCAAUGGCAGGCUGCUGCUUGCUACCUGAACGCCCUGCCAGGAUGGCUGCUGCUCCAGGGAGCUGCAGCAGGGCUCCUCUGUGCAAGAGCUCCUUGGUCACUGUUUCCUUCCCCCUGCUGCCUCCCCGCAAGAUACG
Molecule: messenger RNA, 5626 nt
Organism: Lagopus muta (rock ptarmigan)
Lineage: Eukaryota; Metazoa; Chordata; Aves; Galliformes; Phasianidae
Product: probable inactive 1-aminocyclopropane-1-carboxylate synthase-like protein 2
Exons: 15
Coding region: 203-3052 (949 amino acids)
Biological process (GO): biosynthetic process; amino acid metabolic process
Molecular function (GO): pyridoxal phosphate binding; transaminase activity
Source: RefSeq, a predicted model, not a curated record